AUGCUCUCUUCCCACGACGUCGAAAGGUCCAGUAACAAAUGCUGUAUCCUGCUCGACUUCGAACGGGAUGUCACCCCGGAUCUGUUGACCCAGACCUUCCCGGAUACCGUUAAUGUUGUACUCAUUAUGGGCAUAUGUUACGUCUGGAUCGAUUCGCUGUGUAUCAUCCACGACUCACCCAUCGACUGGGCGGAGGCUACGCUCAUGGGCGACGUUUACCAGGAUACCCUGGUCACUAUUAUCGCAGACGCCGUAAAGGACGUGUUCGCAGUACUGUCGUUUGUGGACGGAAGAUCUGCAUGGUGCCAGCGCGAGCCCCUUGCGAAGGUGUCCGGGCUUUUCGUGCGGCGCUUCUAG
Messenger RNA from Diaporthe citri, 357 nucleotides. RefSeq lists its product as uncharacterized. The transcript has 2 exons. NCBI's taxonomy places the organism in Eukaryota, Fungi, Ascomycota, Sordariomycetes, Diaporthales, Diaporthaceae. The record is from RefSeq and is a predicted model, not a curated record. Bases 1 to 357 code for a protein of 118 amino acids.